Messenger RNA from Manis pentadactyla (Chinese pangolin), 1689 nucleotides. RefSeq names its product transmembrane and coiled-coil domain-containing protein 5A-like. The transcript has 14 exons. NCBI's taxonomy places the organism in Eukaryota, Metazoa, Chordata, Mammalia, Pholidota, Manidae. The record is from RefSeq and is a predicted model, not a curated record. Bases 1 to 1416 code for a protein of 471 amino acids.
AUGACUCUUCUGCACAGGGCCCAGCACGGCUUGGAAAAGUUACAAGGUGAAAACAGCUGCUCUAAAGAUGCACUGGGUGUUAAUCAAGCCACCUCUCGAUUAGCAGCAAUGCUUACAUCAAGGACCUUCAUUUGCUCCCAAGUCUGUAGGUCAGAGGAGGUGGAGAUCUUAAGACUGACCCAGUCAAAGAGGAACAUUGAUAGUUUGAACAGAGACCUUGAACGAGAUCUGCAAAGAAUAGAUGAAGCAAAUCAGGAACUUCUUCUCAAAAUCCACCAGAAAGAAGAUGAAAUACAGAGGCUGGAAAGUGAGAUCACUCAGCCCCAAGACCUGACAGAUGAUGAGGAGUGGGAGAAGCAGAAUAGUACCAGCAUGGAAAGGGAAAGAACGUUGCAAGACCUGGAAGAAGAAAUAGCCAGACUUGAAAGGAAAAAUGAGACUCUGGUCCACGAUACAACAGAACUUCAGAAAAAGCAUACAAGGAAAUUGCAAAAGGCAACCAAGUGUGAGCAAGGCCAUCUAAAGGGAGCACUGGAAGAGUUGAAGGUUAAGUUACAACAGCUCGAAGCUUCCUGUGCUGACCAAGAGAAGGAACUGGCUAAGGUAAUGGAAGACUACGCAUUAGUGGCACAGCUCUGCAAAGAUCAAGUCUUCUGCAUUAAGAAGUACCAGGAAACUUCAAAGAACAUUGAAGAAGAGGUAGAGACACGGCUCCUUGAGAAAGAAGUAUCAAAAGUCUUGAGCAUGAACUCGGCAAGAAAAGAACCUAACAGCCAAAAUAAUAAGGACAAGUCUCUCCAAAAGAAGGGAAUAUGGCUCUGUAAAAGGCAAGUAAAUAUCUUUGAGCAGACUUCCGGCAAACUGGGAGAUCUACUAGCCAUCCUGAAGACAACAAGGAGAACCUUGUAUACACACUCACACACACACACACACACACACACAGAGUCAACAAACUAUGUUCCUGGAACAACUAGUAGAAUUUUUCCUAGAACUCCUAGGACUGCCUUCACCUAUACUUUUAACACCCGUGCCAAGCAUGGAAUCGCCCAUGUGGACUCCCCAGGACUGUCUGCCUUAAUGAGAGUUGAUUUUCCCUGGGAAUGUCACCCAGAACCUCCUUAUGAAUAUAGUAUCCAGCUUCAAGAUUUGCAGGAAGGAGGAAGGAGGGUCAGACAUAACCUGGAAAUUUUAAAGAAAAGCAAGAGGUGGGGAAUAUGCCAUUUCAGAUAUCUCUUUUUCAUCACCCUAUUUUUCAUCACACUGCUGGGCUACUUGUUUUUCCACAUAAGCUUUAUAAAUCCAGAUCUCCUAAUCGACAUACUACCCAAGAUACUGAACAGGAGCACCUUGUGGAGGCUAAGGAGCUUCGUCUCUGCAUCUCUCACACUUCGGACUGAGGACUUGUUGCCCCACUAAUCUCCAAAAAACAUCCUUGGAAAAAGAAGGCAAGUGGUACCUGACUGUGUACACUGGGAGAUGGUGGAAUUUGUAGAGGGAAGAUGUUUUCUCUAGUUUUUCCCUUGAGGUUUGCCUACUGAUUACCUUUCCUCCCAUGUUGUCUUUCCAAGAUCGACCUUGCCCAGUAAACAGCUCAGUCAAUAGAUUUCAGUGGCUAUAGAAUAAGCUAAAUAGUAUGAAGUAGUAAACAAAGCAGACCAUUUUCAGAAUAAUGUCAUAGAUGCUAAGCAA